Cydia splendana is the source of this 6125-nucleotide messenger RNA. RefSeq names its product atlastin-like (gene atl). NCBI's taxonomy places the organism in Eukaryota, Metazoa, Arthropoda, Insecta, Lepidoptera, Tortricidae. The coding region runs from base 180 to 1847 and encodes 555 amino acids. The transcript has 11 exons. Gene Ontology annotation, molecular function: GTPase activity; GTP binding. Gene Ontology annotation, biological process: protein homooligomerization; endoplasmic reticulum organization. The record is from RefSeq and is a predicted model, not a curated record.
UGUAGGGCGAGUGCGGUAGUGAUUCGCGCGGGCGGCUGCUGCGAGGCGGCCGAGUGCUGUCUCGUAAGUCAGACCUCGCGUUUCCUCUGUGACAUUGAGACUGGGAUCUUUUUAUACCUGCUGGUUGGAGCUGCUCGCUAGCUCGCCAGGAGCGCUCGGGCCCCCCGGGCGCCGCCAGCAUGACCGGGGGCGCGGAAAAGAACCUCUGCUCAGUGCUAGAAAAGCCAGCACCGCCGGCCGCGCCCACGGGCCCGCGCGGCGUGCAAGUCGUUAACACAGGGCCCGACCACACGUUCAUACUCGACGAAGAGGCCUUGAAGGAGUUACUACACGAUGAGGACAUCAGGGAGCGAGCCGUGGUGGUCGUGUCCGUGGCCGGGGCCUUUAGGAAGGGGAAGAGCUUCCUGCUCGACUUCUUCCUUAGAUAUAUGCACCACAAGUACGGCAGUGGCGGCGGCGGCGGCGACUGGCUGGGCGCGCCCGACGAGCCGCUGCAGGGCUUCAGCUGGCGCGGGGGCUCCGAGCGAGACACCACCGGCAUUCUGAUGUGGUCCGAGAUCUUCAAGGCUACACUAGACAACGGGGAGAAGGUGGCGAUAAUCCUGCUGGACACACAAGGCGCGUUCGACAGUGAGUCGACGGUGCGCGACUGCGCGACCGUGUUCGCAUUGUCAACCAUGCUGUCGUCGGUGCAGAUCUACAACCUGUCACAGAACAUUCAGGAGGACGACUUACAACACUUGCAGCUGUUCACGGAGUACGGCCGAUUGGCGUUAGAGGACAGCGGUCGUACACCUUUCCAGAGGCUUCAGUUCCUGGUCCGGGACUGGAGCUUCCCGUACGAGGCGGCGUACGGGGCCGAGGGCGGUAACACCAUCCUGCAGCGGCGGCUCAAGUUGUCGGACAAGCAGCACCCGGAGCUGCAGUCCCUGAGGAAGCACAUAACGUCGUGCUUCUCCGAGAUCGCGUGCUUCUUGCUCCCGCACCCCGGCCUGCGCGUCGCCACCAACCCGCAGUUCGACGGACGGCUUGAAGACAUAGAGCCUGAAUUCAAGCGGUCACUGCAGCAGCUGGUGCCCAUGCUGCUGGCUCCACAGAACCUUGUGCCCAAGCUCAUCAACGGCCAGAAAGUCAAGGCCAAAGAGCUGGUCCAGUACUUCGUGUCUUACAUGAACAUCUACAAGGGCAAUGAGCUGCCCGAACCGAAGAGUAUGCUUGUGGCGACAGCGGAAGCGAACAACCUCACAGCCGUGGCCGAGGCCAGAGAAGUGUACACCACGCUCAUGGAAGAAGUGUGCGGAGGCGCGAAACCUUACCUGCAGACCCAACUGCUGGAGGCGGAACAUGGCAGGGUCAGGGACAAGGCGCUGCACGCCUUCCACUCCAAGCGGAAGAUGGGAGGGGACGAGUUCAGCCAGUCCUACUGCGAGCAGCUCGUCAGGGACUUGGAGGAACAAUUCAAGCAGUUCAGCGCGCACAACGAGAGCAAGAACAUCUUCAAGGCGGCGCGCACGCCGUCCGUCUUCUUCGCCAUCGCUAUGUUCUUCUACGUGCUGAGCGGCAUCUUCGGCCUCGUCGGCCUCUACCCCAUCGCCAACCUCUGCAACCUGGCCAUGGGCGUCGCGCUGCUUACGCUAGUGCUGUGGGCGUACAUCAGGUACAGCGGAGAGAUGCGGGAGCUGGGCGUGACCAUCGAUGACACGGCCAACGUGCUUUGGGAAAAUGUAAUGAAGCCGCUGUACCAAGCCGGCUUGGAGAAGGGCAUGGAGCACGCCGCCAAGGCCGCCGCCGAGAGCGCGCUCGGCCCGCCCUCGCCCUCCGUCAACGGCAAGCACAAGCAGUUGUGAUGCCCGCCCAGACCGAGACGGCGCAUCGCGAGGGUACCGACCCCGCACGGGGCGGAGCGAGACAGGACGCGUGUCGGCGUUGGGUCUUUAAACCGACGGUUAGUGACGCGACAUAUCGAUGACAUAUCACCAGACGCGCGUAGGGUUACCGGUUUAGUUCGGAUUUUUAACUUGCCGAUCCCACUUCUGAUGUCGGAUUUGUUUUAAAAUGCUGAUGGUAAUUCUAUAAGUAAAUGUGCGAGUCCAGGGGUACUGACGGAAAUAUUGUCCGGAUUCUUAACUUGAUCCCACUGAUGUCGGAUUUGUUUUAGCCUACCUUUUUAAAAUGCUAAUGGUGACCCCAUAUGUAAAUGUGGGACAUAUCCGGGAUUUUAAUGUGUCGAUCCCACUCCGAUGUCAAUUUUAACUAGCCUUUUUAAAAUAUUAAUGGUAACCCUAUACGUAUGUAAAUUUAUUUCUGUAGGGUUACCAUCAGUAAUUUUUAGGACAUGUAGAUUUUAACUGUGUAGAUCCCACUUCUGAUGUCGGAUAUUGGACAGUAACCCUAUAAUGUAAAUGUGUGUGUGAAUGGACCCACGCCUAAUGUCGAUUAGCCGGCAAGUGUACGGUUCAUUAUAGAGUUAUCGAUGUUUUCGAAGCGUGCGGCGGCGGAUUGUGUUCAUGUCGAGUGCGUAGAAAAUUAUAAGGGUCUCUAGUUAUAGUGUAGGAAAAUUAAUUGUUGCUUUUCGACUCUGAUCGAGUCGAUCCUCAGUUAGACUAAAACGAUAUUUUAAUAGUUAUUGACCAACCGGCGAACCCACUUUUUUUUAACUUGAAAUAUCAGACGGUUUUAGUACGUUUAUAAUACAAAUAUAGAAUAAUUAUAUAUAUUUUAUAAAUCGCGAUCCCAUUUAAGAGUUUUAGAAUAGUAGCACAAAAAAACGAAUAUGGUCACAUUAAGUAAAUCGAAAAUAUCAAACAGACGGUAUUUGAAUCACUUGUUGUAACGCACGGGAGUGUGGACGUACUUAAAAUAUUUUUAAGAAUUUCUAAAUUACUCUAAAAUAUAGUAUCAAUAGUUUCAAAUACUUUCUAAAUGUAAAUUUCUUUAUAGGGCAAUAAAUGUAGUCAUCAAAACCCCUAUUGUAAAUAAUGUUCGGUAGCAACCAAGUUUUCUAAAGUGCCAAUAUAAAUCUAAUCGUUCCCGUAUCGGCCAAAACUGUAUCAAAAUUUGGAUUAUAUUUGUUGAAACUUCAGAGUUUAUUUUGUUAGUACGUAGCGACUUGUAGAGUAGAUUCUGAUGUAUGUAGUUCUUCACAAGUAGCUUUUCUUGCCACUAUGGUUCAUAUGAAGGAAUAACAGUCAAGGUAUCACAAUAACUAGGUUGUGAUGUGUUCGAAACAAUCAUAGGCAUAGAAAGUUUAUAGGUUAAACAACGGAGCGUGUUCUCUUGCUCAAUUUGUGAGAAUAUCUACCAAAAUUACCAGCAAAAACUUGUUGACCCAACUGCCUGACUUUAUAGUCUCGAAAUCAGAAUACUAUACAUUUUAUAUCCGUUUGAAGCCUACAAAUGCAGUGCAUAAUUCUUUUCUAUCGUAUUUUUACGGACGUGUCGUGUCUUGCUUUUUCAGUCAGUCUCAGUACAAAAAGUACUGAGGUUGACUGAAGGAGCAUGACAAAUACGACCGUUUCCGAGAAAAUACGAUGAUAAACACAUCUGUACCCUAUUGUAAAUAAAAGCCAAAAGUGCCUAAACUUCCAUUCAGUAAGUUAAGGUAAAUUAUGAGAGUAGGAUAGAGGAUAGACUCCGCUGUGCCAAAGCAAUUCUGUUCAAUUCUCCGUCCCUUUCUGUGUGAUCAUUUUGGCUUUUCAACAUCUUCCAUCUAUUUUGUAGGAACUAGUCAAACUUUGACUGCUACACGCAUGACAAUAUAGUUUCGUAUGUAUGUUGUAUUCAUUUAACAUUUUACCAAAACAUUUGUCAAAUUAAUAUUCGAUUCUACUUUUCUAUUUGACGUUUGUGUAGGUGAAGAAUUUAUAUGUUCUUAUGAAUUAUGAGUCCAUAAUUUUAACUUAGGAUAUGUCACUUUCAUUAUAUUAACUAGAUUUUAAUUGUUAAAGUUUAGAUUUGGUAAAUAACUUGUUUUGUAUAAUAAUCAUGUUCAAUAUGUAUAUCGGUUUACAAAUAUUAUGUCACUGGUUAUUGUUUAAAAACGUGGUUUGGUUAUUGUUUUAUUUGUACUAUAUUUUGAUUUUAAAUUCUUGCACACGGAGUCAUGGUGAGGAUGACUCGUAGUUUAAUUUUAGGGUUAACAGCUAUAGUUCUGGUCGAAGCAAGUGAGGGACGAAUAAAGAACUUGCUUAGUUCAAUAACUAUGGCUCGCACGCCUCCUCGCGGGCCGAGCAACCGAGAGCGUCAAACCAUUAAAAAUACAAUAGUACAAACUAUUUAUUGAGCUCUAUUUUUGAGACAUGAUACGUAGAAUUUACAUCUCUAAGCUGUCCAACAAACGAACAGACAAGAAGUGUGGAUAACCCCAUGGUACACAAGUCUAAUCGAACAUAACGAAUGUUUUUGAUCUUGUUCAAUCAGUUAACAAUUCUUAACUCACCAUUAAGGGAGUCACCACAAUGUUGUUUCUAAACCUAUAUGAACCGACAGGGAAAAGUUCCAUGACAAUGUCAGAAGGAUGAUAAAAACAUUUAUCCCGUUUUGACUCAGACGAUGCGACUCUACUUUGGUCAGUAACAUAUUGAGCGAUUAUGUGUGGUGACAACCCUAAAGGUAUCAGCUUAACAUAUAUUUUUAUUGUCUUCCGUACGGUUGAGACGCUCUGUCGGUUUCCGGCCAAAGCUAAUCCUUCUGCUCAAUUUCACUCGUAGUAAGUAAAAUGUUGAACAAGAUGUUAUUUAUGUUGCGCCGGAUUAUAUAAGUGUUAUUGUAAGUUUAUUUGGAACAGUAGCGUAAGGUACAGGUAUUGGUGGGCGCUUCGCUGUGGUUCAUAUUAUGAUGGCCAGUGAACUGUUGUUCAAUUGAAGACUUAUAGGCUCCUUUUAAACAUACCUUUUCUAAGAUGUAACUAAGGUUCUUUUAGUAGUAGUAGUAAUAAUCACUUUAUUGUACACAACACAGGUCUCAGGUCAGGUGUUUUAGCCUUGUACCAUAGGAUUUAUAUUCUGGGUUCCAACUAUUUUGUUAAUAAAUUAUUUCGCCUUGUGCAAAUUUUGGUUUUUAUUUAAAAAUUUCUUUGUCUGUUUCAGUAACUUUCUUUUUAGCCAGCGAAAAUUUGAUUGAAAUUUGGAAUUUAAGAUACCAGAUCAACACUUCACAUGUAUAUGUAUUUAAAAACCAGGCAUCAUUGAAUCCUUAAAAUAAAAUGUCAGAAUGAGAACCUAUAAAAGAAACAACCAUUUAUUGAUCAUUGUUAAUGUGCUUAAAAUAACAUGAACUUUUUUCCAUGAGUCCCACAGCCAAGCGCUCCCGGCCGUCCCAGCUCACGGUGUAAGCAAUAUGCGAGAGGACUGUUUCUAUGCGUUGCCUGUUUUGUGCCAUAACUGUGGGCACUCACCCCGCACACCAAGUUUAAAACCUUAUUUCCAGUGGUAUAAAUAUUAUUUUAGAAUGGCAAAAAAGACAUAUCUACUUAAGGCUAAUCCUUGUUGUUAUAGCCCCGAUACUGAAAUGACAUUACGAUUGCCCUACUUUAGUGUCACCCCAAUAAUAUUUUUUUAAGCGUCGAGGUCUAGUCAGCGCUAUGAAAAAUGGCGUCGCUGUGCAGAUGCGCCAACGUUGCGUCGAGUAGCAGCUAUAGAUUUGAGUAGACGCCGGCGUUCGGAAGACGCUGGUAUAGACGGCGGGCAAAUUGGUACAAAAGCAUUAUGAUUGGGUUGUAAAAUGCAUGUAAUCGAAUUGUCAUUUAAGUAAAGUAUCUUGCAUAUAAAAACACAGUUUAAUAUUGAAUUUUUUAAAAGUUCAGUACUAAAUUAUAAUUUGAAGUGAUGAAGGUGUGCCGAGUCAGAUGCCCGCAGUGCAGAUUGUCAGAUAUCAUAUUUAUUUAUAUAUUUUAUUAAAGUUUCGAGUGUUGGAGAGUUUUACGCGAUUUGACAAACCACGGCUUCUGGCAAUCGACGCUUUGGACACUUUCGCUUGUAGUAUAAUUUUGCUCGUUGUAAAUUGGACUCUGUCGCGGGGUACUAAGUCGGGUUUUCCCGCGCGACGCGGGCUAGACUAUGUACAUGGUUUCGGAUAGGUUAAUUACGAUAACUGUACGCAAUGUAUUAAUAAAGAUCUUAUUUUUA